Messenger RNA from Akanthomyces muscarius, 1158 nucleotides. RefSeq lists its product as uncharacterized. The coding region runs from base 1 to 1158 and encodes 385 amino acids. The transcript has a single exon. The record is from RefSeq and is a predicted model, not a curated record. NCBI's taxonomy places the organism in Eukaryota, Fungi, Ascomycota, Sordariomycetes, Hypocreales, Cordycipitaceae.
AUGGCCGAAACCGCGGCUCCGAGCGUCGAUGCCAACGCCAUCGCCACGGCGCCCGACCAUGAAGCAUUCACGCUCGUGCCCGUCAUUCGAGAUAUACUGAGGACGCGGUACUGCGCUCCAGGCACCAUUUUUCUCGUGGAGGGUGUCGACAUUAUUCCCGUGUCAAAGACGGGCCGCUGGCAGGCUGUCCGGCUUCUUCUGGGCGAUGGUGAAUUUUGUGUGCAGGCGCUCCUCAGCGCCGACUGUCACCGGUUCGUGGAGACUGGCGAGGUCUCGACGGGCUUUUACAUUAAGGUAGAUCUGUUCGAUCUGGAAUUCGAGGUUACAGACCCGGAGGAUCGUGCUGCCAAUGGGAAAGCAGAUCAGAAAAUGGUCUUUCUCGCACUGCACAGUCUUACCACUAUUGGAUGGAACGACUCGUACCGCGAAAUGAUCAAGCAAUAUAGAACCGAAGUGGUGAUUCCUGACGCUGAGUCAACUCCUGGGAAGGAUAAAGGCAAAGGGAAAGCGACACAAAGGACGCCCCGGUCAUCGCCGACCGCUUUUGGUCCGGAAGUGGAGGAAGCGCCUGUUGCUGUCAAGCCGGAGCCAGCCUCGUCAGGAUAUGGUGACGACUUUGAUAUGGACGACGCUUUUGAGGACAUGGAAAAGAUUGUAUUUCCAAACUCAAGAAAAAAGAGCACGCCAAAGGUGACACCGUCAUCGCGCGCACAGGGCCCAGUGGCGCUCCCUCGGGAUUGGGCUGACCGCCAGACGCCGCUCAAGCUCACCACACUACACGCGAUUCCGUCGCUACCGUAUGCGCAAAAUUGGACCUGCAAUACCCUUGCCAUUAUAGUGUCACUGUCACCGGUAGAAGCGUCAUAUCUGCCGCCGUAUAAGCAGCGCACGGCGCGGCUGGCAGACCCCUCGACCGCGAAGCAGGUGCACCUGACCGUGUUUCUUGACCCCGAGUCGUUUAACCCUGCGAUUGGUAGCGUUGUUCUUCUUACAGGUGUGAAGAACCAUCGGUUUGACGGCGGCAGUCUAAAGAAGUAUGCGAGCGAUGCCAAGAAUGGACGAGAAUGGUGGUUCGAGGAUCCCGUCGACAUGACCUGGUGUGACGUGGCGGGCAUCAAGGCAUGGUGGAAGCAAAUGGAGGGUCAUUCUGAUGAAUGA